Messenger RNA from Poeciliopsis prolifica (blackstripe livebearer), 1276 nucleotides. RefSeq lists its product as uncharacterized. The record is from RefSeq and is a predicted model, not a curated record. The transcript is spliced from 7 exons. NCBI's taxonomy places the organism in Eukaryota, Metazoa, Chordata, Actinopteri, Cyprinodontiformes, Poeciliidae. Bases 282 to 773 code for a protein of 163 amino acids.
UAGACCAAAUCCUAGCCAGACGCUCAGACAGGACCAGAAGGAUCUGUUUCCUUUUGACUGGAUUUUGACCUCAGCAUGUUGCUUUUGCUCCUGUUUAUCAGCUGUUUGGCCUCAGGAGCCACACAGACAGUGUCCUUUUCUCCGACCCUGGAUGUGACAGAUUCUCCUACUGGGUCAGCACCGGUCCUUCCUUCUGAGAAUAAAGCAGACGGCGUUUGUUUCCUGUGACCCAGCUGCCUCCAGGUCCGUCUGACCUGAGGACUCGGAGACAGAACCUCACCAUGGACUCCAGACUCUUCUUCUUCUUCACCUCGGCUCUGGUUGCGGCGGCGGCAGUGACUGCCUCUCUGUCCGGCAGCACCGCACAAUGUAAAAUCAAAUGGUUGUUUGGCAUUGACUGCGGGAACGUUAGCGGCAGGCUGGUGAACCAGAUCCAGACCUGGCAGGUGAAGGGAAGCUGUCUGGAUGAAGGGGAGAAGUGCUCCUACGAGCUUGUGUCCUCAGCUCCGUAUCUGAUCAAGGCCACACACACGUCUCCCAGAACCAAGACGCUGAACAUCCUCCAGUUUCUUCUGGAGCAGUCCACCAUCUGCAGAGUGACGGGCGAGGCGACGUCCGAAGGGUCCAAAAACUCGGCCGACAACGGCACCAACUUCUGCAGUCUGCAGAACCUCAUCAACGGAAGCAAGCUGACCGACGCCGAAGGAUACAAACAGUUCAGCAACAAGUGGAUCUGUCCGGGCUUUGAUUCAGCCGUCUGCAGCUUCUCUUAAGGAUACAAUUUUUUUGUUCCAUAGAAGUCUCCUGUGUAUUUGAAUUAAGGUCUACAUUUUUGCAGAACUUCCACUGCAGUUAUAAUCGCAACAUGUUGGGUGUAUUUCUCUUUGCACACAUCGAGACUAACACUCUGCCUCUUCUUAUUCUCACAACAGCUCAAGCAAAGUUGGGUUAGAUGGAGAGAUUUCAUGGACAGCAAUUUUGGACAUUUAAGUGGAAUUUAGAGCUGCACUUUGACUGGUCCGUUCUAACAUUGUCGCUCUGGCUGAAGGUUUAUGGUUGAAUGAAGCUGCAGGGUUUCAGCUCCAGUCUCAACUCUUUUGCACCAUAUGAGUUUUUUUCUUUCUUUCAGUAAUUAACGUCACUUACUUUACCUUCUUUCUCUCAUUAACUUCCUUACACAUAUUGAAUAACAGCAUGAUGCAGCCACCACCACGUAUCGAUCUGAUCACAACAUGUGUUUCGUUUCCAACGGCUUGCGUAAAACAUUAUGCAUUCA